AGGAUUAACACAGACAAAAUGGGGAAAGUGAACAUCUGGUUGAAAAGGAGUUUCAUCACUGUGGCAAGUCUGAUGACGAUCAUAGGCGCACUAAUGUUGGCUGGAACGCUCUUCAGCCAUGGGCACUACCACCGGGAUGAUGAGAUCGAGGACAUGAUCGUGGGUAUAAACGCAAUGUAUGCUUUGUCCAUCACCAUCCUGGUCCUACCCAUCAUCGGCUUGUUUGGCGCAUGCAAAGAGAAAAGAUGGGUGCUCAUUGUGUUCACAGUGGGAAUGAUCCUGUGCAGCCUGUUUGUGCUUUACAUGGCCAUCCAUAUGCUUAUCAUACGACCUAUGCUCAUUAAGAUACUGUCCAAAUUCUAUCUCAGCAUGCAACCCAUUAGCAACGCCAGUGAGGUCGAUCUGAAGGUCCUGCAGGAAACCCAAAUCGAAUUGGAGUGUUGCGGCGUGCAAGAGGGCUAUACGGAGUGGGGCUACAACAUCUCAGAGUCCUGCCUGUGCAAUAACUCCUUAGCCAACUGCAUUGCCGCCCCCAGGAACAGCAGCCUGUUCCAGCUCACAGACAACACGCCAGUCAUGAUUUUUAAAGAGCCAUGUUUUCCCAUCAUCCUCUCGCAUUUUAACCUUGGUGUCAACUUAUUGGUGGGAAUCUCAAUGGGCUUGACUUCAUUGUGGACAUUGUCCUGCGCGCUGAGCAUCGCCAUUCUUUGUCAGCUGAAAGAGAAAAAGGACACAGUGGUGGUGGCGUACAGUCGGGAAGCCAAAACGGGCAACUACGCCGUCCUCGCCGAGCCCGCCGAGCUCACCUGAUUGUUACUGCGACGGCAAGUGAAAUCACAACUUUAAAUCUUAACUUAACCAAAUAUGCAUUCCCUGAUUCGUGCAUAUUGUGUGCAAAUGAAUGCAAGUGUGGGACACAACAACUGACUUUUGCAUGCAAAAGUAUUCCAUUACGCUUUUACUGUGAUGUUUAUAUUGUUCAUGUUUGUUUGUAAAUUGAACGUUGAAUUGUGCAAUAAAAUAGUUGCAUUUUUGCUCUUGUUCUAGAGAUGUUGCUUCCUUUUUCAAAUCAGAUUAUGAAUAACAAAAACAACUAAAAGAAACAAUUAUCACAUUUUAUUCCUGCUAUUUACAAUCAAUUAUGUUACAUUGCUGAUUACAUUUUGUUCAUUUGACACACUUGUGGGGGAAACUCAAAAAAAUGCAUGAGGAAAAUACAUGAUAGGAGUCUAAAUGGACACAUUUUGCCAUUUUUAAUUGGAAAG
This is a messenger RNA of Corythoichthys intestinalis (scribbled pipefish), 1265 nucleotides long. Its product is annotated as tetraspanin-8-like. Gene Ontology annotation, cellular component: plasma membrane. The transcript has 9 exons. Bases 19 to 810 code for a protein of 263 amino acids. NCBI's taxonomy places the organism in Eukaryota, Metazoa, Chordata, Actinopteri, Syngnathiformes, Syngnathidae. The record is from RefSeq and is a predicted model, not a curated record.